Messenger RNA from Plectropomus leopardus (leopard coralgrouper), 7105 nucleotides. It is a transcript of the gene ankrd50, whose product is annotated as ankyrin repeat domain 50. NCBI's taxonomy places the organism in Eukaryota, Metazoa, Chordata, Actinopteri, Perciformes, Serranidae. The record is from RefSeq and is a predicted model, not a curated record. Gene Ontology annotation, molecular function: protein binding.
CGCUGUGGAGCUGUGUCGGGCAGCAGGAGGAGCCGCCGACAGAAAACACGGAUUCAAAGAAAAGACCCGAAUGCAGAAAUUUGGCUUUUUGAAUUUUACCGGAAGAAACGACCGAGCGGUUUUCACCUGAAGCGUUUUGAUUUGGACAGAAAGGGUGUUGACUACGGAAGCAGCAACCCCCCUCCCCAAAAAAAAAACCCACCGGGAGGGAAUCGGCAAAGAGGGAAAGAGCCAGGCCUCGUAUGUUAUUGGAGAAACUGACUCCGUGCUGGCAGCCUCCUCCAUGUUAAUGUAAUGGAAACGCGUUUUGGUCACCCCCGGUAGCAUCUGAAAUGCAUCAGCGGAAAUAUAUCAGCAACUCCCAUGGCUAAUUGUAUCAAGCGGCGGUGGCUCGAGUUUGCCAGUGGAUGCACUCUAGAGCCGGGUGCCUUGCCAUGCCCAGCGCCAUGCUAAAGCAACACACUCAUAAUAACAAGGAGCACUCGGUUCAUCCAGUGGGGAAGCUGUGGAAAAAGUUGGUGGAAAAUCUAUGGUUUGAGCCUCAAUUUUGAUUUCCUUUUUUAUUUUUUUAUUUUGACCUAGAUAUUCUGUAACGCACCGAAGCUCGGCUGCUUUUCCUGCCAUCUGCAGCAGCUCUCUGCUUUCACUCACUCACUCUGGCUUUUUCUCAACAUCAAGGACGGUGAGACCUGCUUUUUUUCUGAGAGGCACAAUUUCAGCCGGAGAAAUGGAUGUUCAAAUUUACAGCCGACCUUUGUUGGAGUUGAGAAUGUGAGGGGCAGAAUGACGGGACCCCUAUGAAGAGAAGGAACAGCAGCAGUAGAUCAAAAUGGCCCAAACCAGUUUGCUGCAGGGGAAACGCUUUUACUGCCGGGAGUGGGUCUUCCAUAAGAUCCAGCAUUGCCUCCAGGAGAAAACCAACAACCUCAGCGGAGUGACCAGCACUCCCAGCAAGCAGCCCCCGCUGACGCCCGGCGGGGGUGCGUCCAACCCCGGCACCCUGACAGCAGGAUCCACAAAGUCAGGUAGCUCCUGGGGGGUGUUGCUGGUGGGGGGUCCAGGAAGCGGGAAAACGGCUUUAUGCACUGAGCUGUUGUGGCCCACAUCGGCUCAGGGAACACAUCGCGGCCUGCAGCAGCAGAGCCUGGCCUUCCACUUCUGCCGGGCGGACGACUCGGACACGCUGUGCGUCGGCGGGUUCAUCCGAGGUCUGGUGGCUCAGAUCUGCCGCAGCGGGCUGGUGCCGGGAUACGAGGAGAAGGUGCGCGACCCAGCUGUGCAGAGCACUUUGCAGCCUGGAGAGUGUGAGAGGAACCCCACAGAGGCAUUUAAGAGAUGUGUCCUGCUGCCUCUCCUGAGCGUUAAGCCUCCUCAGCAGUCUCUCUUCCUGCUGGUGGACUCCAUCGACGAGGGCUGUCAGCUGGGCGAGGGGGAGCAGAGGUCCUCCCUCGGCUCCCCCAGGACCAUCGCGGAGCUCCUGGCCAGUCAUCAUGAGUUCCUGCCUCCUUGGCUGCUCCUCAUCUGCUCCGCGCGCAGACAGAAUAAGGCCAUCACGAAACUCUUCACAGGAUUCCGCAAAAUCAGCCUUGAUGAUCUGCGCAAAGCCUACAUCGUCAAGGAUGUGCAGCAGUACAUCCUCCACAGGCUUGACCAGGAGGAGGCCCUGAGGCAACACCUGACCAAGGAGACUGCCGAGAUGCUCAACCAACUCCACAUCAAAAGCAGCGGCUGCUUCCUCUACUUGGAGCGAGUGCUAGAUGGCGUGGUGGAGAACUUCAUCAUGCUUCGCGAGAUCCGUGACAUCCCCGGCACACUCAAUGGCCUCUACCUUUGGCUAUGCCAGAGACUAUUUGUGAGAAAACAGUUUGCCAAAGUCCAGCCCAUCCUUAAUGUAAUCCUGGCAACGUGCAGGCCACUGACGGUCAAGGAACUGUACCAUGCAGUCUGGACCAAAAACAUGACUCUGACAAUGGAAGAGUUUCAGAAAAAGAUGGACAUUCUCUCCAAGUUGUUGGUCGACGGCCUUGGGAAUACUAAAAUCCUUUUUCACUACAGUUUUGCAGAGUGGCUACUAGAUGUCAAACAUUGCACCCAGAAGUACUUGUGCAAUGCAGCAGAGGGACACAGGAUGUUGGCGAUGAGUUAUACUUGCCGGGCAAAGCAUCUUAAGCCACUCGAAGUGCAGGAAUUUGCAUUACACCUGGUCAACUCCAAUCUGCAGAUUGAGCCAUUUAAUCUGGCUCUUUGGAUGGUUUGGAAUGGAACUCCUGCUAAGGACUCUCUGACCACCUCCAUACCAAAAGAACAGGAGGUCCUACAACUUCUGGUCAAAGCUGGAGCUCAUGUAAGCAACGAGGAUGACCAUGCAUCAUGUAUUGUACAACAGGCCCUGGAAAGAGAGGACUCAAUACGGACUUUACUUGACAACGGGGCAUCUGUGAACCAGUGUGACUCCAGUGGGAGAACUCUGCUGGCCAACGCUGCAUACAGUGGAAACCUUGAUGUGGUUAACUUGCUCAUAUCUAGAGGGGCCAACAUGGAGCUGGAAGACAACCAUGGACAAACGGCACUUACUCUUGCUGCGAGGCAGGGCCAUACCAAAGUGGUCAACUGCUUAAUUGGCUGUGAGGCCAACAUAAACCACACAGAUCAUGAUGGAUGGACAGCCCUGCGCUCAGCAGCCUGGGGUGGACAUUCAGAGGUUGUAUCUGCUUUGCUUUAUGCUGGUGCCAAAGUGGACUGUGCCGAUGCUGAUGGCAGAACUGCGUUAAGAGCUGCUGCUUGGGGAGGUCAUGAAGACAUAGUGUUGAAUCUUCUUCAGCAUGGGGCUGAGGUCAACAAGGCAGACAAUGAAGGGCGAACAGCUCUCAUUGCUGCAGCAUACAUGGGACACAGAGAGAUCGUUGAGCACCUCUUGGACCAUGGGGCCGAAGUUAACCAUGAAGAUGUGGAUGGAAGGACUGCCCUCUCAGUCGCUGCUCUCUGCGUUCCUGCGAGUAAAGGCCAUGCUUCUGUCGUGAGCCUUCUGAUUGAAAGGGGGGCAGAGGUUGACCACUGUGAUAAAGACUGCAUGACUCCUCUCCUCGUGGCUGGCUAUGAAGGACAUGUCGAUGUAGUUGAUCUGCUCUUGGAAGGUGGGGCUGAUGUGGAUCACACAGACAACAAUGGUCGCACGCCUCUUCUUGCUGCUGCAUCAAUGGGCCAUGCCUCUGUUGUCAACACAUUACUCUUCUGGGGUGCUGCCGUUGAUAGCAUCGACAGUGAGGGAAGGACUGUGCUGAGCAUCGCAUCUGCUCAGGGUAACGUGGAGGUGGUCAGAACUCUGCUGGACAGAGGUCUGGACGAGAAUCACAGGGAUGACGCAGGCUGGACCCCGCUACACAUGGCUUCAUUUGAGGGCCACCGCCAAGUGUGUGAUGCCCUCAUUGAGCAAGGUGCUCGUUGCACAGAGGUUGAUAAUGAUGGUAGAAUACCGCUGAUAUUAGCUGCACAAGAGGGACAUUACGACUGUGUGCAAAUUCUUCUGGAAAACAAGUCAUGCAUUGAUGAGAGGGGAUAUGAUGGGAGGAAUGCUCUCAGGGUGGCUGCACUGGAAGGCCACAGGGACAUUGUUGAACUGCUGCUGAGCCACGGUGCUGAUAUAGAUUACAAAGACGCAGACGGACGCCCAACUCUCUACAUAUUGGCACUUGAAAAUCAGCUGGCCAUGACAGAGUAUUUCCUUGAAAAUGGAGCAAACGUGGAAGCUUGUGACACUGAGGGUAGAACGGCCCUCCACGUGUCCUGCUGGCAAGGGCAUGUCGAAAUGGUGAGGCUGCUGAUUAACUAUCAUGCUGAUGUGAACGCCUGUGACAAUGAGAAGCGAUCUGCCCUCCAGUCUGCUGCAUGGCAAGGACACACAAAAGUUGUGCAAUUUUUGAUAGAGAAUAGCACACAUGUGGAUCAUACAUGCAACCAGGGAGCUACAGCACUAGGCAUAGCUGCACAAGAGGGCCACAUCGAUGUUGUGCAAAUACUUCUCGAAAACGGUGCUGACCCCAACCACGCCGAUCAGUUUGGACGCACAGCAAUGAGAGUGGCAGCAAAAGGUGGCCAUUCAAUGAUAAUAAAACUUUUGGAAAAGUAUGGAGGUACAACUCUAAAUGGCUGCAAUCCCUCCCCAGUCCACACCAUGGAAGAAAAAACACCAUUGUCUGUGACUGGUAAAAUGCAAUCUCUCACCAUUAAAUCAAGCAGCUCUGGCAGCACCGGGGCAGGAGAUAUGCAGUCAUCAGGACGUGGUCUACCCAACGGACCUGUCCAUGCUUUCAGUUCCCCGUCAGAAUCUCCUGAUUCCACAGUAGAUAGACAGAAGUCCUCUCUCUCCAAUAAUUCUCUCAAGAGCUCAAAGAACUCAUCCUUGAGAACCACAUCAUCCACGGCCACAGCACAGACAGUGCCGAUCGACAGUUUUCACGGACUGACGUUCACAGAACAAAUCCAACAACAUUCACUGCCUCGCAGCCGGAGCAGACAGUCUAUUGUGUCCCCUUCUUCGACCACUAAGUCCAUUAGUCAGCAGCCGUCAUCUCCAUCCAAUGACUUUGACUGGUCUCAGUUAAAAUCUGGUCUCAAGUCAACAAAGGGAAGUAAGAACGGAAACGGGACUUCAAACAGUAAAGGAGCACUGGGAGACAAGAAAAAGGUCAAGAACAGCGGAUCAACCCAAGGUCAGGUUCUGGAGUACGAGAUGACGCAGUUCGACAAGAGGAUUGCUCUGAACAAAUCGGUCGCUAACAUUUCAGUGAAGGAUCCACAUUGCAAGAUCAUGAUUGGUGGUUCAAUGCGGCAGGAAAGGGGGCAAAGCCAAGAUCAGUUCUUUAUCCAGCAGCAGAGCUGCUCUGAGAAGAAGAGGAAUGGCAUCAUGACCAACCCCAACUAUCAUCUACAGGGUAAUCAGGUUUUCCUGAGUAGGGUAUCAGUUCCUCGGACUGUACAGAACAGAGGCCACCAGGAUGUUCUAGAGAACUACCCCAUAGGGGAAACCGAGCUAAGCCUUAAACAAGCCCUGAAACUGCAGAUUGAAGGAUCAGACCCUGGUUUUAACUACAAAAAGGAGACUCCAUUAUAGCUGGUAAGAGAUGCUUUUCACAAUAGUUCUCCAGUAUGUGCUCUUGACUUUGGCUUGUCUCUUCAUUUACAGUGGCUAACAAUGAGGCUGAUAACUGACUGUUAGUUGAUACUGGAUUGCACUCAACAAAACCAUCAUUAUUUGGAUUCUAUCAAACUUGCAUGAAGAAUGCCUCAAUCUGGUAAGCAGACCUUCUUUCCUCCUAAACAAAACAGUAACCCAAAUCAUUCCUGUACUAUUUCAGAUGUCUUGAAUGCCAUUCGUCAUGCAGACAUUGGAGGGAAUGUGCCAAAGCAACUGUUUUCAUCUGCAUAAAAAAAUACUAGAUUUCUUUUUGCCAUUAGUGGGAGACCUCAAUAUAAAACCUAGGGAUGAUUGUUGAUUGCUGCCUAAGGCUUAUGUGAACUGAUACAUCAAUGUGCCUACAUCUGUUACAGCCUUCUUCACGUAUUCAUGCAAACUAUCAUUUUAAUUUAAUGUAAUGCUAUUUAAUAAGCAGUGUAUGCACUUUUAAAAGAGUAAAAUGACAGACAUGCAUUUGUUCUAUUCACUUUGUAUCCCAUCCAUGUUUUAUCAAAGUAAUUGUUUGAGAGAAACAUACCAAUGCUUUUUUAUUAUUAUUUUAUAUUAUGUUUGUUCUAUUUUUUUCCACAAUGACAGCAAUGUACCGCUUAGUACAUUGUCACAAGACCAGAGGACAUAACAGUAACUGAUGCCAUGGUAUGAAUUCAAGCGCAUUGAUAGUCUGCCUUUCUAGAGACCCCAGAUAAUCUGUGUUAACCUUGAUCAGUGUGCUAAACCUAUGUUGUGUGUAAUAUGUUAAUAGCUAUGGCAGUUUACUUCACGAGUAUAUACAAGCAUAUUUAUUUUUGGAAAAAAGCCACUUUUGCUGCAUUUUGUGUUGCAUUACGCUCUACCAUGGUGCUGUGUUCAGAAGUUGCCUGCAGUUAUUUUGGACUCCCGAUUUUGUUGGUUUUGUGCGCUUGUGUGUUAUUACUAAGAAAGAGGGAGGUGAAAAUGUUUAAAAAAAAUGUUCAUUUUGUCCCUAUGGGAUUUCUCAAUUGCUUGUGUGUUUAUUAUUUUUUGUGUGCAAAACUAUUUAAAUAACCCAUUGUGUACCGUCAGCAACAGUUUGGUGCUAAAUGCAGCGAUUUCAAGUGAAAGCAGUGAUUUAAAAAAAAAAUGCAUCUGUCCGCAGAGUUACAUGUAUAACCUACCGCAAUGCAAGAAACAAAAUCCAAGCUUUGUUUCAUUCUUGUCAUGUGGUUAAUUUCCAGUAAUUCCUGCUGGAUUUUUCAGGGGCAUGGCUCAAAAGGGUUCAGCCAUUAAGACAACUCAUAGCUGUGAAUGAUAUUGUUUGAAAUGCAGAGUUGGUAAAGCCAAAGUAGAAAUAACAUACUGUAACUCUGUCCCACCUCCUCCCUGUGAGAAGCUUAAUAUCAGUUCAACAAAACUUAACCCCCUGCGGGAGAUGGAGGGGAGGAGGUGCUCGACUGUGACACUGAAGGAACUGAAACAUCUGUUUCUCAUGAACUGUGCAGAGCUGCGUUAGCGUUUACAGGCUGUGUCAUAUUUUUGCAGGCUUUUCAUAUUGUCAACAGUGAGCUAUUUUUUGCCAAGAACUAGGAUCAGGGUGAGUAGAAACCUAUCGCAUGCACAAACACUUAUAAGCCCUAGUGAAAGCUCUCAGCUCUUCAGUACUACAGUAGCUCAAACGUAUGCCAUGAAGGGUCAAUAGAAGGAUUCAAGGCAGGAUCGGGUCUAGAAACAGUGUUGGAAAACAUACUGUAUAGUCUUAUUAAGCAGUUAUCUCGUUUGUCUUGACUGUGUUUUGUCUGUCAUCUUUGAUUUGACUGUCAGUGAUUGGAUUGUAAAUAGCUUAACAUGUACAUUCAACUUUCAUUUAAAAAGAAUUCCUGUAUUAUAUGAAGUGGAAUUUUCUGAUGUAUAUUAAAGUGCUUAAUAAACAUAUUUGCUUUACUGCUGAAAAAGAAA